This is a messenger RNA of Trichomonas vaginalis G3, 363 nucleotides long. RefSeq lists its product as uncharacterized. The transcript has a single exon. Bases 1 to 363 code for a protein of 120 amino acids. The record is from RefSeq and is a predicted model, not a curated record. Lineage: Eukaryota; Parabasalia; Trichomonadida; Trichomonadidae.
AUGCCUUGUGUUUCAGGUUUCUCGAUCUCUUCUUUUUUGGAGAUCCUUCUUAUAGUUCCUACAGUAAUUCUCUCAGUCAAACUUUUGAACACGAAUGAAGUACCCUUCUUUGAAGUAUAUAUCGGCGUCAAUACAUCAGCAAGUCCGAAUAAUGGAAUAUUCUUUGGUCUUGUAACAGGUAAUAUCAUGUCAAGCGUUCACAGAAGAAAGUUCCAGUUUACAAAUUGGUUACAAUUCCUACAUCUAUAUGAUUUUGGAUAUAGCUAUAUCAUUGAAGGUAAUCCAAAUAUUUCAUAUAAUCAUUCAGGAAUAGUAGAACAGUAUAUGAUCAAAACAGAUAAAAAUAGUGAAAGAGCAGCUUAA